Molecule: messenger RNA, 2985 nt
Organism: Linum tenue
Lineage: Eukaryota; Viridiplantae; Streptophyta; Magnoliopsida; Malpighiales; Linaceae
Source: the annotation of a GenBank genome assembly
CUCUCUCUCUCUCUCUCUCAUCCCCACUUGACAACCAUAAAAACCUCUAUCUCCCAAGCCCGACUUUCCAUUGCCCAAUUAAGCCCCAGAGAAAAAGAUCGAAACUUUGACAUCCCCUGCCACCUUCUUCUCCACCCACCUCCAAACGAGCAUAAAAAGAAGACUUUUGGUUUGGCGUUGUGAUCCUUAUAUGACCUUCUGAAAAAACCCACCUUCCACAGGCUCCUCUACCCUGUAUACUUUCAGUUCGUUGCUGGCUUUUCACUACCUAGAAAGGAGAAGAAGCAAUAAUAGAAAGGAAAAGCUUAGGGAAGAAUGGGGUUCAGAUUCUUCUGUUAAGGGUAUGUUUGUUUGCUUGCUGUUCUGUUUUCAUCUAAGCCCAUUUCCACUUGUGAAUUUUCUUUUCAAAUCAGAGAGAGGGGAAAGUGAAGUGGGUACCUCUCUGAUCUCACAGUCUCACUUCCCUUUCAAACAAAAAAGAAAAAAACUGACUGUCAUUGAUUCAGUCCAACAGGUACUAUCCAGAAAGAGAAGUCCCCACUCUCUGUUCUGUAUCCAACAAACUCUCUGCAAAAAUUUCCCUUCUUUCCUUUGUCCUUAUUCCCAAUUCUUCCUUCUCAUUUCUCUGUGAUUUCAAAUCCAACAAAGAGAUUAGAUACCACUACCAGCUACUUGUUAUUCUUUUCCCCACAUGCGCUCUGUUCUUCACUGCUCUUCUUCUCUCCGCCUUUUCCACUCCCUGAGACUCUGUUUUUAAGUUUGAGCUGAAAAGAAUGGAGAAACAUUCGACAAUAACCACAUUGACGACUAGAAGGCCGAAGUGGAAAUACGCACAGCCACCGCCGACCCCGAGAAUCCUGCACCUGCCUCGGAGGCCUCUUCGCCGGAAGAUUGCACCGCCGGCUCCGGUGCAGACGAAACCGAAGGUAGACAGGAGAGGGAAGCUGGAGUCUCUGUUCGAUCAGGACAGGGAGUUUGCCAGAGGAGCUCUGCCAAUUCUAAUGGUGAGGGAUGAAGGUGGUGGUGAAGUGGUAGGAGUGGAGAAGAGGAGGGAGAGGGUUGAGGAGAGAGAAAGCUCGGUGGCGGCGGCGGUGGUGGAGGAAGAGAAGUGGAGAGUUCAGGCAGAAAUGCUGAGGUCAGAGUGUAGUGUGCUGAGGAUGGAAAAGGAGAUUGCUUUGAAGAAAGUGGAGAGGAGGAAGGUUAGGAUGCAGAGGACUCUGCAGUCUGCUGUUCAAACUCUGCUCUCUGGGAGGGAAAGGAUUAGCAAUGGUGAGAAUGGAACGAUUGAAUUGGAAGAAGAAAUCGUGCAACUGGCAGAGAAGCUUGAGAAGCUACAGAGGAGAUCAAGUACAAGGAGCAAAGCAUCCAACUCUAAUGGAACUAUCAAGAGCAGCAAUUUCGACAAGCGAAUUGGGCAGAUUCAGGAGAUGGCUGAAGCAAGCUUGUCCAUCAGAAGCACCACUACUACUACUACUACAGCUACCAGUAGUGCUGCUAAUGGGAAUUUCGUCUCAGAAGCAAACUGCAAUGUCGUGCAGAUUGAGAUACUAAGGAGGAAAAUGGAAGGAUUAUCGAGGGGGACAUUGUUAGAGAGGAUGGAAGACGAGUAUGGGUCGAUGCUUUCGACAGCCAGCACCUCUGCAGCCAGCUCUGCCUCCAAUUCCAGGAGGAUUGAGCUUCCUGAAAUGGCUAUGGCUUCUUUUAGACAUCCAUACAAGGAGAGAAAGAGCAGGGAAGAACAGCAGCAGCAGCAGCAGCAGCAAGCAUGUACAGGAAGCUGCAAGGCGAUAGUACGGAGAGUGAUGGAGCAAGUUAGGGCCGAGACAGAGCAAUGGUCACAAAUGCAAGCAAUGCUGGGCCAGGUUAGGGACGAGAUGGAAGGGCUUCAAGUUUCGAAACAGUUCUGGGAAGAUAGAGCACUCGAAGCUGAUUCUAACCUCCAACAUCUACAUUCAUCUGAACAAGAGUGGAGACAGAAAGCUUGUUCCUUUGAGGACAGAUCGAAGGAGCUCGAAGAACAAGUUUCCGAGCUUCAAAAGGAGAUUGAGAGGCUAAAGAAGGAAGCAGCUAGAGAUAAUAGAGCCACUGGACGACGAAAUUUACCAGUAGGAACUCCUAAUGAGAUGGAGAAGCGAGUUCUGGCAUGCCGGAUGAAGGAGAAUCGACAAGACGAGCAACAACAAUUCAGGCUGAAGGACGCGCUGAGAGAAGAGAGAAGGAAGUCGAUCUCAGCAGGCAUCAGUGGUCGGCUCAAGAGAUCACCGUUCAGAGAUGUUGGCAACUCAUUACCAUUGCCACUACCAAAGCAACCGUUGUGGGUGUAGAAAACCUGGAUAAGAAACAGAGUUCUUUAUUUCCAUAUAUGUGCAUACAAAAAGAAAAUUAGCAUUAGCAGAGCGGUUUUCUCUUUUGAGACCAAUAACACAACAUGUUACCACACAACCGUUGAUUUCGACACAAAUGAGAAAGCCAGUUCGCUCUCUUGAAUUUGGGGCAGUUACAACCGACAUUAUGCAAAAGAAUUCAAAUCGAACACUAAACCGAAUAAUAACAUAACCAAGACUUCUGAUCAAUCCGAGAGUUUUCCUAACUAUUUACAUAUAGGUAGAUCUUGGCUUGGUAUCACAGGCAUCAAGGGUUAGGCCGGGAGCAGAGCUGUCCCAUGUUGUCAUUGCAAGAGUACCACCAGCACCAUGGUGUUGUUGUUGUUGUUGUCGAUAGCUAGCCAAAUGGCCAUCGACGACAACACGAUCAUGGUGAUCGUAGCCAAACUGCGGGUGGGAUGGUCCCCAGAAGUCUUCGCUUAGGCACAAAUCAUCGUCGGUAAAUGUUUGUUGCGAGGGAUAACAAAUUCCCCCGAAGUGACCAAAUUGCAUCUCCAUCUGCAUCUGGUUAGCAUAGUGAGUUGCUACCGUUGACAAAUUACCUUCCUCCUCUCCAUGGAGAUGGUGGGAAUAGUGAGGGUGAUGAAGAGCUCUGUUAUUA